This is a messenger RNA of Spirodela intermedia, 1052 nucleotides long. The record is from the annotation of a GenBank genome assembly. NCBI's taxonomy places the organism in Eukaryota, Viridiplantae, Streptophyta, Magnoliopsida, Alismatales, Araceae.
AUGGAUUUCCUCAAAGAAUCAUCACCAACCGGGGUUGAAGAAUCCCAUCCCGACUGGAAGAUCAUCAGGCAUCCUCUCUACCAGCAGAGAUCGUCCCCAUGGUUCGAUCUGAGGGUCUUCUACGUGAGAUUCACCGGCUUCGAGGUCAAAGAUUCGACCCCCGAGCAUCUAACGCUCACGCACAUCCCCCUCUCCCCCAACACCAUCAUCGAGGUCAACGGCAGGAGGAGCAGCAUCUACUCCGAGAUCGUGUCUUCGUCGCUCAGAAGGGACAGGGUCGACAGGGAGACGGAGGAGACAACCUUCGUGGGAACCGACAGCAUAAGGUUGACAGGCAGCAUGAGGUUCGAGGUCUACGACAAGGACGAUCUGGUGCUCUCCGGAGCCUUGGAGCUCACCAGCGGCGAUGGCGGCGCCGCCGUGGAAGGAAAGAGUCGAGGGAAGACCUGGAGCAUCAGGUGUUGGCCACCGGCGGCCGCGACGGCGGGCAACGGCGGAUUUCUAAAGGGGAGGCAGCAGGCGGAAGCCCAGAUACCGGCCGCUGAGGUGUACCUCACCGGCUGCUUCUCUGGUUCUCCCAUCAUCCUCACCGAGACUCUUCAGCUAGGUCUCCCGAAGAAGAACCAGAGGAAGACGACGCUGGAUUCGAUUCCAGAGUACGAACCCAAAGACUUCAGGAGCUCUCUGGUAAAUAAAUAAAUAAACCUUCAUCCUUCUUCUUCUUCUUCUUCUUCUACUUCUACUUCUUCUACUACUUCUAUUACUUCUUCCGAUGAUUCAAAAUAUCCUUUUGACUGAUUCAGGGGGCCGAGUUUUACGGCGGUGGCGGAGGCGGUCAGCCGGAAUAUGCCGCAGACGAAGACUGCAGAAGCUUCUGCUCGAGGGAUGAGUAUCUCGACGGAGAAGGGGGGGAGCUCUCCUUGUUCAACGCCGGGGUGAGGGUGGGCGUCGGAAUCGGACUCGGCAUCUGCCUCGGCGUCGGAAUCGGGGUCGGCCUUCUCGCCCGCACCUACCAGGCCACCGCCAGGAACUUCAAAAGGCGAAUCCUUUGA